Amaranthus tricolor (Joseph's coat) is the source of this 1272-nucleotide messenger RNA. RefSeq lists its product as uncharacterized. The coding region runs from base 1 to 1272 and encodes 423 amino acids. The transcript is spliced from 4 exons. NCBI's taxonomy places the organism in Eukaryota, Viridiplantae, Streptophyta, Magnoliopsida, Caryophyllales, Amaranthaceae. The record is from RefSeq and is a predicted model, not a curated record.
AUGGUCAAUGGUCAUUUAGGCUGGUCAAAGGUCAUAUGGGUUGUGCAACUAUCACUUGGCUUGAAUGGCGUACACUUUGAUACUUUCAAGUAUACCAUGUCUCAUGAUCGACAAGUUUCUAUUGUUAGAAACCGAAAUAGAGAUGACAAUAGUGAUGGCUAUGAGGAUGAAAUGGAACUAAUUGCAAUAGUCAGUGGCUUUAUUAUGGUUUUAGUGGGAGCAUGGUUUGAUAGGUUUCAGCAUAAAGAAGUACCUUGGAACGAACAUGAACGUGCAAUUAAAAGUGCAUAUUGGUUGGAUUCCCUCAUGAAUGAUAGGAUUUGUAAAGACCAGUUACGUAUGAAUUGGAGAUGUUUUGAUAAGUUAUGCGAGGUUUUAGUUACUAAAGGAGACCUGAUUACUACUAGGAAUGUGACCAUAAUAGAAAUUGUUGCUUUUUUUCUACAUACUCUUGCCCAUGAUCUGAAGAAUAGAACUAUUGGUGCCGUGUUCACUCGUUCGGGAGAAACGGUAAGCCAUCAAUUCCUAACCGUGCUCAAAGCUGUGAUGAAAAUAGGCAAGUAUUAUAUCAAGCAAGUAGAUUUCAAUGUGACUUAUGAAGGAGACAACAAGUGGAAGUGGUUUGAGGGGGCACUUGGGGCACUUGAUGGGACACUUAUUAAGAUGACAGUUCCGGUCGAAGAUCGACCUAGAUAUAGAGAUAGGAAAAGAGAUAUUACUACUAAUGGAUCGGCUUCUGAUCCUCGCAUUUUAGGGGACGCCCUUCGAAGACCUAAUGGUCUUAAAGUUCCUAGGAAUAAAUAUUUUCUUGUUGAUUUGGGAUAUUCUAAUGAACAAGGCUUCUUGGCUCCAUAUAAAGGUACACGUUACCAUUUAAACUUGUGGAUAGGAAGUGCUCCUACAAACUACAAAGAAUUGUUCAACUUGCGUCAUUCAUCCGCACGUAAUACUAUUGAAAGAGCCUUUGGGUUAUUGAAAAAGAGGUGGGCUAUAUUGAGGAAAAGUAGCUUUUAUGAUAAGCGAACACAAGUAAGAAUCAUAAAUGCAUGCUUUGUUCUCCAUAAUUUUGUUAGAGAAGAAAAUUUGUAUGAGGAGAAUUUGUUAAAUGAGGUGGACGAUAAUUUAUCAAAUGUAGAAGCUUUUGAUACAAUGGUGGAUGAAGGGGAGAAUUUCAUUUCAAAGGCACAAGCCUCACCUCAAUGGAACAACUUAAGAGAUGAAAUGUCACAAAAAAUGUUCCGAGAAUACCUAGCUCGAAGGGGGGCUACUUGA